Messenger RNA from Oppiella nova, 1323 nucleotides. NCBI's taxonomy places the organism in Eukaryota, Metazoa, Arthropoda, Arachnida, Sarcoptiformes, Oppiidae. The record is from the annotation of a GenBank genome assembly.
AUGCAAACGUACGCGAGUGGUCCACAAGCGUGGCAUACGAACAGUACGUGCGAAACGGUGUGUUUGCGCCAAACACUGACAAACGGUUUGGGCUUUUGUUUGCAACAAAUCAAACGCCAAACAAAUUGCAAUCAAAACGGCUUUUCGGCACUCAUUGGACGCGCAACGCAUUCACCGGACACUUGUCGGCCGCACAUCCGGCCCACUACUGGCCCCCCAUCGCCACAAUCGCCGCGUUUAACGCCAUCGAUCGCUCAUUCAGUGGUUGAUCGCCGCAAAUGGCUAUCAUUUCGAAUGGAUAGCUAUAGUAUGGACGAGACAGUGGUGGCCACCGCUGCCAUCGAAGACAAUCUCAAUGAUGAGUUGGACGGACAGCAAUCCAACGCCAAUAUAAUGAUGAUUAACGCCUCCAAUGAGGACGUGGAGGACGAGGAACAGGAGGACAAUGAGGUGGAAGAGGGCCAACAGGAGGCCGUCGAUGACUUGGAUGACAUAAUCAUUGCAGAAGCCGUUAUGGUGACUCAAUACAGCUGUAAGUUCUGUAACCGACGGUUUGACUCGAUCGACAAAGUGAAGAACCACUACCUCUUGAGACACAACAACGCCACCGCCAACGACAGCACCGCUUCCAAUAGUGACGUCAAACCGACCAUGAAUUCAGCGAAGACUAAGACGAGGACGAGGGGACAGUCGAGUCAGGAGUCGGCCGACGAGGCCUCGGAGGACAACGCAGUGGCCGCCCCUAAGCCCAAGAGACGUAGACCACCGCCAAAGAGGGGUAAACCGAAGGCUCAGAACUAUAAGAUAGAGAUCGUGGGCGACAUCGAUGACGACGAGUUCCUGCAAUCGCAGUCCAAGAAAAGGGGUCGAAAGCCCACUGGAGUCAAACGCAAGUACCCGUGCGAUUGGCCCGCAUGUACUUAUGUGGCCAGACAUUCGGUCCAUUUGAAAGACCAUAAGCGCACCCAUACGGGAGAAAAGCCCUAUAGGUAUGAGUCCCCUCCAUCGUGUGCUCAAUAUGUGCUCAUUUUAAUGGUGGUCUACCCCUCAGAUGCAAUUGGCCCGACUGUGGACACAGCUUUGUUCAGGGAUCUGCUCUUAAAGUAUGUCUACCCGUUGUAUGCAUUAGAACUUACUCACAUCCGAACCCAUACGGGGGAGAAACCCUACCCAUGCGAGUGGCCGGGCUGUACGUUGAGGUUUUCUCAGAAAAACAAUGUAAAGGUUCACAUGAGGACACACACCGGGGAGAAGCCGUAUGUGUGCGACUGGCCUGGCUGUGAGUGGAGGUUCGCUAUUAAAGGCAAUUUGGGUGAGUUUUGA